Messenger RNA from Aspergillus wentii DTO 134E9, 3213 nucleotides. RefSeq names its product putative phenol monooxygenase. NCBI's taxonomy places the organism in Eukaryota, Fungi, Ascomycota, Eurotiomycetes, Eurotiales, Aspergillaceae. The record is from RefSeq and is a predicted model, not a curated record. The transcript is spliced from 6 exons. Gene Ontology annotation, molecular function: FAD binding; transmembrane transporter activity. Bases 1 to 3213 code for a protein of 1070 amino acids. Gene Ontology annotation, biological process: transmembrane transport.
AUGCCUGUGUUCACCGAGUACGCCUCCUCGUCGCGCGAGUUGCGCGUCCUGCCUUCUUUCGCUCCCCCACUGCCCCGUCUAACCCCGCCACCGUCCAAAGACGCCCAGACAGAGAAAUACGAAGUCGUUGUCGUCGGUGCUGGCCCGGCGGGGUUGAUGCUCAAUUUGCUUCUCGCGAGAUAUGGCUUAAAUGACGAUUCGCUUCUCUGCGUGGAUGCGAAGCCGGGAACACUGAAAUCAGGCCAGGCGGAUGGUCUCCAGCCUCGUACGCUUGAGGUGCUCAAGUCGCUAGGUCUUGCGGAUGAGAUCCUCAGUGAUGGCUGCCAUAUGGAGGAAGUGGCGUUUUGGAAUCCAUCUGAGAAUAAGGAUGAGGUGAUUGAGCGGACUUCAACCGUUCCUGAUGUUGCGGUGCCGGCGAGAUUUCCCCAUGAAGUUACCAUUCACCAAGGUCGAAUUGAGCGUAUUCUUGAGACGGAUUUGCUGCGAUACUCGAAGCGUGGGGUCCAGCGCAACACGAAGUUGAUUGAUGUCAAGAUUGACGAGGAUGGGGAUGCGGAAUUCCCUGUUGUUGCGGAGAUUGAAACCGACGGGCAGUGCAGGACUGUCCGCUCGAAGCAUUUGAUCGGUGCGGAUGGGGCUCGCUCGGCUGUGCGACGUUGCAUGGGUCUCAAGUUGGUCGGAGAAUCGUUGGACCAUAUUUGGGGUGUCGUGGAUCUGGUUGUCGACACUGACUUUCCGGAUAUCAGACGUCGCUGCGCUAUUCAUGCACCGGCUGGUUCGGUGAUGGUCAUUCCGCGAGAGCGUAUCGCAACGGGCGAGUACUUGACUCGACUGUAUGUUCAGGUACCGGAAGACGAAGCUCCUGAAGGUGAAGAGAAUGGGGAUGGCUCUGAUCAGCCAAAGAGUGAUGCUAGAGCUCGCAGGAGUAAGGUGACACUGGAGAGCAUCUUUCAACAGGCAGAAGACGCCUUCAAGCCAUAUUACAUCCGGCCAAAGGAGGAUGGUGCAGUCGACUGGUGGGCAGCAUACCAAAUUGGCCAGCGGGUGUCGGAUAAAUUUACCGUCAAGGAUUCAAAAGGAAUCAAUCGAGUAUUUAUUGCAGGAGAUGCAUGUCACACACACAGUCCCAAGGCUGGCCAAGGCAUGAAUGUAUCGAUGAUGGACUCUUACAAUCUGGCCUGGAAACUGGUCUAUUCGAUCCAUGGCCUCAGUCAUGACUCUGCUACACCAGGACAGCCCGACACUGUCCUCGACACCUACGACACCGAAAGGCACACCAUUGCCCAGCAAUUGAUCGAGUUUGACCGUGCUUUUUCGUCGAUGUUUUCCGGCAAGAUUGGUUCUACAGAGGACGGUGUUGAACAACUCACCCACGAGCAGUUCCUCAAAGUGUUCAGCACAGGCAACGGUUUCACCAGCGGUUGUGGUAUCGAGUAUCCUGAAAACGUCACCGUGCACAGAACUUUAAAAAACGAUUCCAAGAAUCCUAUCCAAGGGACAGAUUAUCUCUUCGGAGUUCUUCGACCGGGAAGAAGAUUGAUGAAUGGAAUGUCCGCGCAAACAUUGACGGCUCUAGGCUCGUCGAUCAUUCCCAAGUUCCCCCCUUCACUGAUUGAACAGGUCGUCAUCCACCCGCGUCUCCAGAGAGAUUUUACAUGGCGGGAUCUCCCACGCGAACUCAAGAAAUACUCGGAGAUGUCCUUUUACAGCGGUUACGAUAUGGAUGAUGUGUACAAGCUGUACGGUGUGGAUGUGAACCAGGGUGCUCUGGCUGUUGUGCGACCUGAUGGGUAUAUCGGUGUGAUAGCAGCCCUGAGCGAUGUAACCUGGAAUGGCCCCGAUGACCCCGGGAAUCCCAAAAACUGGUCGAUGGGCAAGAAAUGGUCGGCCGUGAUCAUCGUCUCCUGCUUCACCUUCAUCUCCCCCGUUUCCUCGUCCAUGAUCGCUCCAGCCCUAACCUCCAUCUCUGCGGAUUUCCACAUCACGGAUGAAGUCGAGUCGGCCAUUACCCUGUCGGCGUUUGUGCUGGCGUACGCAUUUGGGCCGCUUCUGCUGGGCCCGCUUUCUGAGAUCUUCGGGAGGGUGAUUGUUUUGCAAUUGGCGAAUCUAUGGUAUUUGGUUUUUAACAUUGCGUGUGCGGUCUCGCAGUCGAAGGGGCAGAUGAUUGCGUUUCGGUUUUUGGCUGGGUUGGGUGGGAGUGCGCCUAUGGCUAUUGGCGGUGGUGUGCUUUCAGAUUGCUUCCGGCCUGAAGAACGAGGAAAAGGCAUGGCCAUGUACAGUUUAGCACCCCUGCUCGGCCCAGCAGUCGGCCCUAUCGCAGGCGGUUUCAUCGCAGAAAACGUCUCCUGGCGAUGGGCAUUCUGGGCAACCUCCAUCGCAGACGGGGUGAUUCAACUCGCAGGCCUCUUCUUCCUCCGCGAAACCUACGCCCCGAAGAUCCUGCAAGUCCGCGCAAAGCAACUCCGCAAAGAAACCGGCGAUCAAUCCUUCCAAACCGACGCCGAACAGCAGAAUAAAACACUCACUCAAGUUCUCCGCAUCUCGCUGGUCCGCCCCUUUCGUCUCCUCGCCACACAGCCCAUCGUCCAGCUCCUCGCCCUCUACAUGGCCUACAUCUACGGCCUCAUGUACCUCGUCCUCUCGACCUUCCCCACCCUCUGGACGGAACAAUACCACGAAUCCACCGGCAUCGGCGGCCUAAACUACAUCUCGCUCGGCCUGGGCUUCUGGCUGGGAUCACAGAUCUGCGCCCCCCUAAACGACCGCAUUUACCGCGCUCUCAAGAAACGCAACAACGGCGUCGGGCGACCCGAGUUCCGCGUACCUCUUAUGUCCGUCGCUGCCAUCUCCACGCCCGCAGGCCUCUUCAUCUACGGCUGGACGGCCCAAACACACGAGCACUGGAUUGCGCCGAACAUCGGGGCGUGUCUGUUUGGAUUGGGUGUUAUUACUGCGUUUUUGUGUAUCCAGACGUAUUUGGUGGAUUCGUAUACGCGGUUUGCGGCGAGUGCGAUUGCCGCGGGGGCGUUUUUGCGGUCGUUGGCUGGGUUUGGGUUUCCGUUGUUUGCGCCGUAUAUGUAUGCGGCGUUGGAUUAUGGGUGGGGGAAUAGUUUGUUGGCGUUUAUUUCGAUUGCGUUUGGGGUGCCGGCGCCAAUCUUUCUUUGGAAGUAUGGAGAGAGGUUGAGGCGGAUGAGUACAUUUGCAGCUGGAUAG